CCACACAUUCUCCAGAAACCAAAAAAUAAGGGUCCAAAGUUGAACCAGUCUAACGGGCACUCCAAAUUGGAUGAUAUAGGUUUAAUAGUGUUAAUACAGCGCGAGUAGUAUUUUAGCACAGCAUUGGCAAUCAUCCCAUUUGUAUAAGUUCGGAUUUCUCUUUCAGAGGCAGAAUGGUGCUAUUUGAAGGGAUUUACAAAGUGCUUAUGCGCCGCAACUCUGUCUAUGUCACCUUCGUUAUCGCUGGCGCUUUACUUGGUGAACGGGCAGUGGAUUAUGGGGUUCAUAAGCUCUGGGAGCACAAUAAUGUUGGGAAGCGUUAUGAAGAUAUUUCAGUUUUGGGACAGAGGCCUGCUGAAUAGACUUGCAGUAAUGGAUGCCCAUUUGAGUCAGAAGACAAGCAUUUUAUUAUCUUUCAAUAAUUAUUUUCUUACUGGGCCAUGAUGGUUAUGGCUGAUUAUUUUUUGUGUCUGCUGUGUUUUGGAGGAAAUUGUUAAGUGAACUGUUACUUUUGCCAUUUCCAUGGUAACAAAGAACAGCCUUCGCAUUAUUAUGUAUCCUUUCAAUUA
This is a messenger RNA of Lycium barbarum (goji berry), 569 nucleotides long. Its product is annotated as cytochrome b-c1 complex subunit 9, mitochondrial. Gene Ontology annotation, biological process: mitochondrial electron transport, ubiquinol to cytochrome c. The transcript is spliced from 3 exons. The record is from RefSeq and is a predicted model, not a curated record. Lineage: Eukaryota; Viridiplantae; Streptophyta; Magnoliopsida; Solanales; Solanaceae. The coding region runs from base 174 to 362 and encodes 62 amino acids.